GGUGUGAUUUUCGGGCAAGAGGGUGUCGUUGUUUUGGCGGGCUUUUUAUGCCUCCGUCAUGGUCCUUCUGCGCGCCCACUAAGGAUGUUGGCCAUGCAAGGGAUGACAUGCGCCUGCGGAGGAAAACGGACCAUGGGUAAGCGACGAAGGGGCGGGCUGUAGUGGACAGGGACUCAUGUCCACGGUGUACUUCCACAUCGCUGUACAUGGAAAAAGGACAUUCCGCCCACCAUUUCGUACCGCGGUGGUUCCUUACCCACGGCUCCCUCUCGCACCGUCUGCCUACCUGCUCAUCGUCGCGCGCCUGCAACUCCGCGUCGCCGCUCCACGCUCCCGCAUCGUGCUGCGCGGACAAUGCCCCUUCAUGCGCAUCAAACAGGCGGUCCCUCGUCCACGUCGCACCAGCUUUCCUCUUCGCCCGCGUGCCGCGUUCGUUCGUCGACAUCAUCCUUCGUGGACGUGUUCCUCCGCCAACGUGUUUCAUCGUCUUCGAUCCCCAUUUCGGUCGCCAUUGUCGUCGCGGUUCCACGACCACUGCCCCGUCAUCUGCAUCGUCCACGUUGUCCUCCGUCCACGUGGAAGCACUGGGAAGCAGUCACAGGCGUCCUUCUUUCGCGUGCUCUUUCGUCAAAGGAAGCCUUCGUUUACGUGGUCGUUGUUGCCGAUUUACGGACCAGAUGCCCCCACGGGAGCCUCGGCGAAGGGCAGGAAAGAUGGCGGGGUGGGCGACGGUGGGGAAACCAACAAAGGCAGAGACCACAUACCGAAGUCGAAAAGGCAGCGCAUCGAUGACGCGAGCUCCUCACAAACUGAGGACUUCCUCGCAGACGAAUUGGCUAUGGUGGACGCGCAAGGGACGGCAGUGGUCGUGAGGUUGGGUUUCGGGCGGGAUAGAGUGUCGAGGGAGCAGCUGCAAGCAGCGAGACGCAGCGUUGUUGGCGGUGCUGCCAGGACGGUGCCAAGGUCCCCAAACACGGCAGGGGUUGUCGUCACGGCUGCGCGGGUCGCGGGACAAAUUUCGGAGGCGGCAGGCCAAGGUCAGCCACUCCCCCUGCAACACGUGUUGGCGACAGGGGGAGGGCAUACGGCGACCGCGCAAAAGGGCAACGCGACGGCUACCGCUAGUCGGACGGCGGCGGCAGAUCACACAGCUAAAGGCAGAGUCGUCGAAGGUGCGGAAAGGGUGGGGGUCGACGACGUUGGCCGUGACGAUGGCCGAAGAUACGGAAAGCGGGAGGGCAAUGACGGCGGCGACCGUCCACUUGUGCCGAGGGGGAAGGGAGCGCCGAAGGAGGACGAGCUGCAAGAGAAGGCCAAGUUGUGGGUUGAUUGCGACGCUUUCUGGAAUCAGGGCCUCGGGAAACCUCUGAGGGAGGCGGUAGGCGAAUGCAUCAACUACUUCGUCGCCGUCGCCAACGGAGACGCAGGAGCUGAGCCGCCUUCAAUGCUCAUCAUGCCGCCGAACGACGUGCCUCGCUUCAAGAUCGACGACCCGGCGCAACGUGAACCGGCUCUCCGCAGAGCGCGCAGCGUGGAGAGAGUAGUGCUGCGCACCAUCCACGGUUGGAUCUUUAAAUCGCGGUCGAGGUGGACUGGCUUCUCUCGUGCAGAGUCCUACAUCACGGUCCACUUCGCCACGGACUUCGCACGAGCAGUUUGGCAGGCCUUGGAAUGGUCGAGAGUGGUAUCCCCUGCACUCGUCUAGCACACAGUGGCGAUGAAGAUGGACGUGCCCCUGUGGUUCG
Molecule: messenger RNA, 1745 nt
Organism: Chara braunii
Lineage: Eukaryota; Viridiplantae; Streptophyta; Charophyceae; Charales; Characeae
Source: the annotation of a GenBank genome assembly